UACAGCAUUGUGUCAACAGAUGAGGAAGGUCUCCACAUGCCAUCGAUGGGUCUUAAUGGUCACUGGGCCUCUUCACUCCAUAACCCUCAUUCACGACGGAAACGGCGUAAUCGUUUUGUUAAAAAGAAUGGUCAAUGUAACGUGUACUUUGCAAAUCUCAGCAACAAAUCACAACGCUACAUGGCUGACAUAUUCACCACUUGUGUGGACACCCGUUGGCGCUACAUGCUGCUCAUCUUUUCUGCCGCAUUCCUAGCUUCCUGGCUUUUCUUUGCUUUCCUCUUCUGGUGCAUUGCUUUCAUCCAUGGGGAUUUAGGUGUUGCAACUCCUGCAGGAAAAUCAGGUCCACCAAAACCAUGCCUAAUGCAUGUAAACAGCUUUGUGGAAGCUUUUCUAUUCUCAGUGGAGACACAAACCACAAUAGGAUAUGGAUUCCGUUGUGUUACUGAUGAAUGCCCUUUAGCCAUACUAUCUGUAGUGGCACAAUCAAUCCUUGGUUGCCUCAUUGACUCUUUUAUGAUUGGAACAAUAAUGGCCAAAAUGGCUAGACCCAAAAAACGGGCUCAAACUCUGCUUUUUAGUCAUCAUGCUGUAAUUGCCCAAAGAGAUGGUAAACUCUGCUUAAUGUGGAGAGUUGGUAAUCUACGCAAAAGUCACAUUGUAGAAGCCCAUGUAAGAGCACAACUAAUCCGACCAUACGUUACUCAAGAGGGUGAGUACCUCCCUGUAAAUCAGCAGGACCUAAAUGUAGGGUAUGAUAGUGGACUGGAUCGUAUAUUUCUAGUGUCUCCCAUAAUUAUAGUCCAUGAGAUUGAUGAGGAAAGCCCGCUGUAUUCAAUGGGGAAAGAACAGCUGGAAGGCGAAGACUUUGAAAUUGUCGUAAUUUUGGAAGGUAUGGUUGAGGCCACAGCGAUGACGACGCAAGCUCGCAGCUCAUAUCUGGCAAGUGAGAUUCGUUGGGGACAUAGAUUUGAGCCUGUUGUAUUUGAGGAGAAGAGUCAUUAUAAAGUUGACUAUUCUCACUUUCAUAAAACAUACCAGGUGCCAGGAACCCCUUUGUGUAGUGCACGUGAAAUGCGUGAAAGCCGCAUAACUGCUUUACCUUCCCCAAGCGCCUUCUGCUAUGAAAAUGAACUGGCUCUCCUAAGUCAGGAGGAAGAUGAGGAUGAAGAAGCCGUUGGUGGUGUUCCUGAUGAAGGGGUCAUUCAUGUUAUGGGAAGUCAUCUAGAACUAGAUCGUCUCCAGGCUUCCAUGGCACUAGACAAUAUUUCAUACAGAAGAGAAUCAGCUAUAUAA
This is a messenger RNA of Bufo bufo (common toad), 1296 nucleotides long. RefSeq names its product potassium inwardly rectifying channel subfamily J member 4 (gene KCNJ4). Lineage: Eukaryota; Metazoa; Chordata; Amphibia; Anura; Bufonidae. The transcript has a single exon. Gene Ontology annotation, molecular function: inward rectifier potassium channel activity. Gene Ontology annotation, cellular component: plasma membrane. Gene Ontology annotation, biological process: regulation of monoatomic ion transmembrane transport; potassium ion import across plasma membrane. The record is from RefSeq and is a predicted model, not a curated record. The coding region runs from base 37 to 1296 and encodes 419 amino acids.